Messenger RNA from Trichoderma citrinoviride, 2429 nucleotides. RefSeq lists its product as hypothetical. Lineage: Eukaryota; Fungi; Ascomycota; Sordariomycetes; Hypocreales; Hypocreaceae. The transcript has 2 exons. Bases 25 to 2388 code for a protein of 787 amino acids. The record is from RefSeq and is a predicted model, not a curated record.
CAGAAUCGAGCGCCCUUCCAGACCAUGUCUGCGCCUCCCCGCCGCUCGGCGCGGCUUGCUAAGGUCAAGCCGGAGCUGCUUGUUGAGGAGGAUUCCCUCAACGUUGUCCAACAUGUUGAGCCGGAGCGCAAGAAGAGGAACAAGCAUGUUGAGCCAGAGCUCCCAGAAGCGGCUGGACGUGUCGAGCCCGCCAGCGGCAGCAGAACGACUCCCAAGAAGCUGAGCGAUUUUGCGCCGCCCGCAACGCCCGCGACCCACGCCAUGAAGCCUCCCAGCACAGAGAUGCACCCCAGCAAAUUCCAUCCCACCACUGCCGAACCGUCAUCCGCUCUUAGACUGGGCUUUACCGAUAUCGACGUCGCCAAGAGACGCGACAGCUCCCAUGGAGCAGGCCUUCAAUCCACCCCGUCCAAAGUUGGCGGCGUGCCAUCUUCUGCAUUCACCCUCCGUGUCCCUCACGGCAUCGAUGCCAACCAAUUGGGACUGGGGCCCGAAGCCCUACGCGUCCUGGAGGGCCUCAAGGAGAAGGCGGCCGAAUACAAGGCUGAUCUCAUCGCUCAGAGGGCAAACGAUCCCUCGUCCGCCGCAACCGACGCCAAUGGCCGCACGAUUGCCAAGCCCAAGGGCAAGUCCGGAAGGUUUAGCGCGGCCCAUAUGGCUGAGUUCAAGAAGAUGGACUCUAUUGAAGGCCAUGCCUCGGCUUGGAGAGCGCAGAACGGAAGAUUCAGCCCCGUCAAAUCUGGCGUCAAGCGAUCUCACUCCAAGACCAACCUCGACACGCCUCAGAAAAAUGCGAAGCCGAGUCCCUCAAAACUGCAAAAGGAGGCGCCAUCUACUGUACCGAGGAAGCGCGCUUCGGAGGCGGACAGCUUUGGACGUUUCUCUGCCAGGAGGGCGGCAGCCAAGGCUUCUGUCCAGGAACCUCAAAGCCCUGCAAAGGACGAGCAGCCUUCGCUCCCUGCCAAGAGACUCAAAAAGACCGCAGACGACGAUGCUUCGACAGCUCGACCGGCGGCUCAAGAAAGCACAUCGAUUCCUCGCCCGAUGCCCAGCCCCAAGAGACCUACUGCUUCCAGAAUCGGUCGGCCUAGUAUUUCCCGCCUAGUGAGCCCAAGGAAGUCGGUCUUUGAUUUCCUCGCGAGCCCCGGAAAACCCAAGGCUUCUGGUACUGCUGCACCGCCAUCGAAAUCAGUCUCCAAAGACCAGGGAGAAACCAAGGAGCCCAAGGAGCCCAAGGAGUCCGUCAGAGUCGUCAAGGAUUCCAAUGAGCCCAAGGGGCUCAAGGAACUCAAGGCAUCCAUCAGAGCGGUCAAGGACCUCACGGAGUUCAAGGGCCUCAAAGAAGCCAAGGAGCUCAAGGAGACCAAGGAGCUCAAGGAAGCCAAGCUCCAGGAAGCCAAGGAGCCCGAAGAAACCGACAAUGUUGAUGCAGGCCUAAGCAACUCGGCCAUGAAGCGAUCGCUGAUGCGGUCUGUGUUUGGAGGCAGCCCAUUCUCGCCCAAGGCAAAGAGUGCCAUCCCGCAGCCUGUUCCUACCACUGCACAGACACCGCCAGCUCCGACUCGCUUCUCCAAUCUGAACAUUACGCGGCUCGCAGCCACUCAGCCUGUGAGGAAGCUUGCCAAGCAUGUGACAUUCACGCCGGAAGUUACGCGAACCGUCUUUGACCCAGACACGCCUUCGCCUCUCAAGUCGACCACUACUAAGAGGGCUCUGGUCUAUUCUCCAGCCGAGGAAGUUUUAGCAGCAUCAAAGUCUUCAGGCGACAUAACAUAUCCCGACUUGUCCAGCUACAAGCAUCUUCUCGAGUCGAAGCCAGAGAGCGUCGAAUCCCCCACCCCUUCCGUUCCAGGCAAGUUUACGUUCCGCAGCGAUCACACAAUCAAGUUUGGGAACCCAUCGCCGUCUGGAUUUGGUGCUUCUCCUGGCCAGUCGAGCGUGCGUCAUGUGCGCAACUCGAUCAAGCCUGCAUCAGAGAUGCCCGGCGCCUUUCCGGAUCCCGUCUCUCCGAGCUCCCACCCGAACAAGGAGAACACGGCACCGUCUCCGCCCAAAAUGCUCCCCGGGGUUCCUCACGGCAUGGCCAACAAGAAGCGUCAUCGCGCCGGCACGGAUGAAGGAGAUGCGGAUAAGGAGGCAGCUGAUCGUGCCGGAAAGAAGGCCAAGAGUAGCCACGUUCCGGAGGGAGAGGCUCUGCUGGCACCUCGUCUUCUCGCCACAACUCCCAGUGCCACCACGAAGAAGCCCAGUGUGAUUCGCACCGUUGGCCAAACGCCUGGAGCUCGCCCCAUCAACCGGAAAGUCAGCUCGGCGUCGCCUUCCAAGAAGAGACCAACGCUGAGCAUGAGCCGCCUCAACAUGCUCGCCCGCCCAAAGAACCGUGGUUAGGUAACCAGAUGGGCGUUACGAAGGAAAAUGGGGGAGCUCCC